AUGCCGUCGCGUCUGCCGACUUCAUUGAAGCACCUUGUGGCUGCUCUGGCAGUUGCGAGUUUGUUCAACGCUCUCUCCACUGUGGCACAGCCCUCGGUCUUGGACGCCCGCCGCAACGAUGAGCUCGGAGGGAGGCCUGUCGUUCAUUUGGACUAUGGGUCGUAUAAGGGCGCUGCGGAGGGCAACGUCCAGAAAUUCUAUGGGAUGCAUUAUGCUGCUCCUCCUAUUCGCUUUGCUCCACCUGAGCCUCCCCUUCCGUUUAAGGGCCUGCGGGAUGCGUCGCAGUUUGGGGCGGCAUGCCCUCAGCAGAGUAUCCUUCCCGGAUUUCCACCUGGUGGGAACGAUACGUUCGAGAACCAGUCUGAGGAUUGUCAGUUGUCUUCGUUCUCGAUUCCUCCGAAACCCGAGACUUAUGCGGUCCUCACAUCAGGCCUGUUCAUCAACGUGAUCAAGCCGGCUCAUAUUCCGAAGGGAAAGAAACUUCCGGUCCUCUUCUGGAUCUAUGGAGGCGGAUUCAUGCUGGGCGAUACUAGCAGCUACAAUGGUGUACCAUUGGUGGAGCGCUCGUUGGUGCUUGAUCAACCAGUCAUCUACGUUUCAAUCAACCAUAGACUCUCAGCGUACGGGUUCCUCGGUGGAAAGGAAGCGAAGGAUGCUGGUCUGGGAAACAUUGGCAUUCGAGACCAGGUCGCUGCGUUGGAGUGGGUGCAGAGGUAUAUUCACAAAUUUGGAGGUGACUCUGGGAAGGUCACGAUAUGGGGAGAGAGUGCGGGUGCCGCUGCCGUCGGUAUACACUUAGUUCGGAAUGACGGUGACACCAAGGGGCUCUUCCAUGCAGCCUUUAUGCAAUCGGGCGGACCAAUCCCGUGGAACCCUAUCGAAGCUGGCCAGGAGCCGUUCGACACCCUUGCUCGGGACACCGGAUGCUUCGAGGCGUCCGACAAGAUCGCUUGUCUCAGGGACCUGCCCUACGAGAGGUUCCAUGCCGCGGUUAUGAAGGCCCCAGAUCUACUUGGCUAUGCACCAUUUAAGCUUCCGUUCGGUCCCUCAACCGAUGGGAUUGUGGUCACUAGAAACCUUUUUCAAUCUGUCGCCCUCGGCCUCUACGCAAAGGUCCCUAUCAUCAUGGGGAACUGCGACGACGAGGGGACGAUGUUUUCGUUUGGGAGUCAAAACGUCACGUAUGGAUGUCUUUUGUCAGUCAAUCUGGGCUCACCCUUUGGAACAGGCAAUGCCAAUGCUCUCACUCCCCAGUUCAAGCGCAUAGCUGCUUUCCAGACUGAUUGGCUCUUCCACUCCACUCGCCGAUUCUUCAUGUCAUAUGCCUCGAAGACCCAACCUAACUGGUACUACCUAUGGAAACGCGGAAAGGAUACGCCAUACAUCGGUGCCGCACACACACAAGAAAUACCCGAGAUCUUUGGAACGGGCGAAAAUCCCGACUAUAUUGGGACUGACGCUCUGAUCUCAUUUGCAAAUACGUUCGAUCCCAACACCUCGCACGAAGUCAGCCUCCUGAAGUACUACAAGUGGGAACAGUAUGGGACUAACUUGUCAGCACCUCCUGGGCUGACCUUUGUCGACCCUGGAAACUCGAUCAUCACGACUUACGACACGUACCGAGUGGAAGGUAUCUCGUACCUGGCGAAUGUUACGCUAGAGCUGGGUGGGGUGGUGCUUGACUGA
This is a messenger RNA of Coprinopsis cinerea okayama7#130, 1686 nucleotides long. RefSeq names its product carotenoid ester lipase. The coding region runs from base 1 to 1686 and encodes 561 amino acids. NCBI's taxonomy places the organism in Eukaryota, Fungi, Basidiomycota, Agaricomycetes, Agaricales, Psathyrellaceae. The record is from RefSeq and is a predicted model, not a curated record. The transcript is spliced from 9 exons.